UCUGGACUUCAGCGCGCGUGAACUCGGGAAAAACACAUCAGGACUUUUCUCUGUCAUCCGGGAUUGUGUCUUUCUCUUCAGGUGGUUUGGGAAUGUGGCUACUUGACGAUUAUUCCGUUCAUGGACUUAAUAUUGCCUUACUGAGGACUUUAUUUGUACAUUAAAGAGAAGGAGGAACAUCACCUGUAACAGUUGACCAAUGACACCUGUUGACUCUUCGGCGCUGGUUUUAAGAGAAACUGUGCUAUAAACAAACUACGAGGAUAGCUGAACGUUUGAUGAGCAAGUUAAGAUGAAAGUCACGGUCAAUUUCGGGGAAACGAGGGUUGUCGUCCCGUGUAAAGACAGUUGGAUGGUACGGGAUUUGAUCGAUCAAGCCACUCAAAGAUACAAGAAGAUUGUUGAACAGGAUGGGGAAUUCCUGGUACGGACGCACCAUGUGGAGUACGAGGACGGGGGGAUCCUGGACCCAGAUGACAUGCUAACAGACCUGGUGGAGGACAAAGACAAGCUGAAGGCUGUGUACGAGAAGAUGGAGGUCCAGCAGAGGGCGAUGGUGAGUCCUGAGGGGAGUGUGGUGGGGUCGGGUCUCUCCAGCCCUGACCACUCUGAACCCGAGCUCAGCGUCCUACAGCCCUACCUGGGCAGCGAGAUCGAGGUCACCACAUCUGCCCUCAAAUCAACCACCCCUCUGUCCGUGCGAAGCAGCAGUGACCCCGCCCUCGCCCCGCACCUGGAUGUCAUUUCAUUGGACCGCGAGGACAUCAGCAGACCCCAGUCAACCGGCGUCGGUCAUGCAACGACUGUGAAGGGAGGAGCCAUGGACAAACCCAAGGUGGACGUCCCAAACUUUAGGACUGGACAAGUCAGCUUAAGCAGUCUCACACGGACGGUGAAGAUUUCUGGAGACCUCGGGCCUCUGGGAAUCAAAGUCAUAUCAUACUGCUCCUCACUGAGUGGAAGGACUCUGGGUCUGCAUAUCCGAUCCAUCGAGGAGAACAGCCGCUCUGAACGAGAGAGGAUCUUUCAAGAGGAUGAGUGCAUUGUGCAGAUCAAUGACAUCGAGUUAAUAGACAAGUCCUUCGCUCAGUCUCAGGAGGUGUUUCGCCAAGCCAUGUCCUCCUCGGCCGUACGCUUGGGGGUACUUCCUGUUGCCAACAAGCUUCGUUACGAAAAGAGCCUCAUCGGUCAACUUUUCAACAGCACCGAACCAACCACUGUGGUCCCUAAAGUCAAGAGUCCUUUCUUGGUCCAAAAUCUCCGUCCGAGUAAUACAGCGACUCCGUCCCCAGAGCCCCCUGUCUCUCAGACCCCGCCCCUAAAGGAGGAGGAGCUUCGCCCUGCAAGACACUCCCCUGUUGAAUCAAAUCAUCACAGAGAUACGCCUUCUCCUCCCGUCAGCGCAUCACCCAUCCUCAAAGAUCGUAGCGAGAGCCCUACCCCAAAAAUGAUCCCAGCCCUCGCCGCGCUGGUUAACAUGACCAGCAAAAAGCCUGGGAAGAAAAUGAAGAUCGAUUUGAAGAAAGGCACGGAGGGCCUCGGUUUCACCGUGGUAACCAGAGACUCGUCUCUUCAUGGUCCAGGACCCAUUAUGGUCAAGAGCAUUCUGCCUCGCGGAGCUGCCGUUAAAGACGGGCGGCUCAAGUCUGGAGACCGUAUCCUGGAGGUAAAUGGAGUGGACAUUACAGGACGCACACAAGAGGAACUGGUGGCUAUGCUGCGGAGCACUAAACUGGGAGAGACCGUAUCAAUGAUGGUUGGAAGACAAGAGGAGUUUUUGCCCAGAGAACUGAAAGGAGAGCCGUCAGGUCCACUGCUGGUGGAGGACGGGCGAGAGCAGCUGAUGUUUGAAGUUCCUUUGAACGACUCCGGCUCAGCUGGUCUGGGGGUCAGUCUGAAGGGUAACAAGUCCCGAGAGACCGGAGAAGACCUGGGCAUCUUCAUCAAGUCCAUCAUCCACGGUGGCGCCGCAAACAAGGAUGGCCGCUUGCGUGUCAAUGACCAGCUGGUGGCUGUUAACAGUGAAUCCCUGGUCGGACGCUCCAACCAUGAUGCCAUGGAAACCCUUCGGUACUCCAUGUCGACUGAAGGGAACCUCAGAGGAACCAUCCAGCUGGUGGUCCUGCGUGCUCUGGAGCGCUCGCCUGCACAGGAAAUUCAGGAAGACAGUCAAUCUCUCCCUAGAAACGACUCUCCUGUUCAUCAUCAUCCUCAUCCUAACAGCAACUACACCAACAGUUCCAUACCACCAUCCACAGCGAACAGCCGUGUGUACGAAGCUGCUCCUGCUCCACACAGAUCCCAUGGCGAAAGACAGGAACUGCCGGAGGAGGACUACGAGGAAGAUGAUUUCCCCCCUCCACCUUCUGAUCAGGACCUGCUGGAGACAAACCUUCUGCACAAACACCAACCAGAUCGGGCUGAAAUGGAGCCUGUUUCCUAUGUGAACCACCCCAACAACCAACAAUACCCUCAACGACAGAAAGUCCCAGAUUACUCCAACAACAGGUCCUCUAAGAGCAUGGAUUUAGUGUCGGAUGAGAGUAACAUGGCCUCCUUUCAAGGACAGCGAGCCGAACCCCGCUCCUCUAACGGGACGGCGCUGGGACCCAGGUUAGGUCUUCAGAAGUCCAGUUCUCUGGAGAGUCUCCAGACAGCGAUGGAGGAGGUCAGUAAGGACGAGGUGCCCUUCCACCGUCCUCGCGCACACAUGGUCAGAGGCAGAGGCUGCAACCUCAGCUUCCGCCACGCCAUCGACAAGUCCUACGAAGGGCCUUCUGAACCCGAGGAUGACUCUGAGGAAGAGUCGGGAAGAGACACUCCCGCCAGCGGAUCCUCUCGCCAGGAACUGGAUGAUGACAACAAGGUAAAGAAAAAGAAAACCAAAAAGAAGAAAGAGAAAAAGAACAAAAAGAAGGAGGAGCCCGAAGACCCCGAGAAAAAGGCAAAGAAAAAAGGAUUUGGAUUGUUGAGCAAGGAGACCCCGCCUGACCUCAGAUCAGUGCAGAAGAAUAUGUUUGGGAGGAAAAAAGAGGAUAAAGCCAAAUCUAAGGCUAAACAACUGGGCGCUUUGAGCGAAGAGGAGAUGGACAAGAGUGAGCCUGAGCUGUUUCAGUCGAAGAGUGAAAGGAAUAGCCCUGCUCUUGACCGUUUCACCUUCCCGGACGUCGAGGAUGAUGACCUGGAUCCCAACUAUGCUCGCAUCAACAAUUUCAGAGAACCCCCUGCUUCCAGUCACUCCCCGUAUCCACCCGGGACUCCCACCCACAACUACUCUCAGCCUCCUGUCCCUGUCCCCGUCCCGAACAGAGAGCCGCCCAAUGAGGAGGAGCUAGAGGGCCUUUAUGCAAAAGUGAACAAGCAAAGAGCCGCCCCUCCAAAGACUGACAGUAAUGAAGAACGACUGCAGCAAAUCCGAAAUCAGCUUCAGAAGGCGAGACCAGCUCCGUCCUAUGAAGACCUGAGCAACCGAAGACGCCAGGAGUACGACCCUUCACGAAUCAGAGGGCCUGAUCCACGAAUGGCUCCGAAAUACGACGUCGAUCGACCGUAUGCCACCGUGUCCAGGAGGAUGCCCGUGGAGGACUACCCGGACCAGAGAGACCCCGGCCAUUACCCGAACCCCAUCUACGAGACCCAUCGAGACAACUAUCCUUCACGCUCUCCCCGGUUGCCCGUACCCAGACCCAUGGAGGCCACGGGCGGUGACUACCCUUCAUAUCCAGCAGAACAGAGGGGUCCCAUGAGGCACGAUAUCCCACCCUCGUCCAACCCAGGUGCCAGAGGACCACCGCGAUAUGAAACGCUAAACCAGGGGAACUAUCGGAUGGCCAGUCCUGAUCGCUACGGGUCAUACGGAGACGAACAAUACCAAGAUCCCCGGCAGAAAAACCCAAUCGGAGCUGUCUAGAGGAGGAGGAAGUAGGUUUGUGCUGAAAAGGCAAGUGGUUGAGUAAAGUAGGUAAUUUUGCCCAU
Rhinichthys klamathensis goyatoka is the source of this 3975-nucleotide messenger RNA. RefSeq names its product par-3 family cell polarity regulator beta a (gene pard3ba). The transcript is spliced from 24 exons. Gene Ontology annotation, biological process: cell adhesion; intracellular protein localization; establishment of centrosome localization. The coding region runs from base 293 to 3910 and encodes 1205 amino acids. Gene Ontology annotation, molecular function: phosphatidylinositol binding; protein binding. The record is from RefSeq and is a predicted model, not a curated record. Lineage: Eukaryota; Metazoa; Chordata; Actinopteri; Cypriniformes; Leuciscidae. Gene Ontology annotation, cellular component: apical plasma membrane; apical junction complex; adherens junction.